Molecule: messenger RNA, 1473 nt
Organism: Solanum pennellii
Lineage: Eukaryota; Viridiplantae; Streptophyta; Magnoliopsida; Solanales; Solanaceae
Product: bZIP transcription factor 12-like
Exons: 4
Coding region: 180-1079 (299 amino acids)
Biological process (GO): positive regulation of DNA-templated transcription
Cellular component (GO): nucleus
Molecular function (GO): DNA-binding transcription factor activity
Source: RefSeq, a predicted model, not a curated record
GUAGUAUAAUAACUUCAAUUUGACAAAAUAGUUUGGAGUUUGUCGCCUCUGGAGAAGAAGAAGAAGAAUAGAGAAACAGGGAAAAGAUCCAAAGUUUGUGAAAUUAUAAGGAGCAAUUUGUGUAUUUUUAGAGUAAGAAAAGGAAAGGGAGAAACGAGAUCCCUACGAAGUCGGCAACUAUGGCGUCAAAGGUGAUGCCGUCAGCAUCAACAACGCCUAAUUCGGAUCGUUCAUUACAUCCCCAAAACCCAUCUUCUUCUUUAAAUCACUCUCAUCCUUCUAGAAACUUCGAUUCUAUGAACAUGGAUGAAAUUCUGAAGAACAUUUACUCUGAUUCCGACCCUUUUGCUUGUUCUGUCUCUGCAACCGCCGCAGUCCAUACACCUUCUGCUACCGCCGCAGGUGGUGGUGGUGGUGUUGGGGAUGUGGGGCCUACUAAGACUGUUGAUGAGGUGUGGAGGGAAAUUGUAGCAGGAGGAGGGGGAGGGAGUAGGGAGCCGGAGAUGACUCUGGAGGAUUUUUUGACCAAAGCUGGGGCGGUUACAGAGGAGGAUGUUAGAGUUCCGGUGAUCGCUCCUCCACCACCUCCGCCGCCGCCUCCAGCCACGGGGGCUCCGUCUGCCAGAGGGUUUGUGGUGGAUAACAUGAUGGGUACUGGGAAUUGUCAGUUUCCGGUGGCCAUGCAGAAUGGACCAGGAGGGUAUGGUAUGGAACCCCAACCCCACAUGGGAUUUGGAAAUGGGGUGGUGGCUAUUACAGGGAGUGGAAGUGGGAGUGGAAGAGGGAAGAGAAGGUCAACUGUGGAGGAGUUGCCGGCUGAUAGGGCUACACAGCAGAAACAGCGACGGAUGAUCAAGAACAGAGAGUCUGCUGCCAGGUCUAGAGAGCGAAAACAGGCUUAUACUGUGGAAUUGGAGUCUUUGGUUACACAAUUGGAGGAGGAAAAUGCAAGGUUGUUGAGAGAAGAGGAGGAAAAGAAUAAGGAGAGACUUAAGCAGAUCAUGGAGAACCUGAUACCAGUUGUAGAGAAGCGAAGACCACCAAGAGUUCUGCGAAGAGUUCGAUCUAUGAGCUGGUAGGUUGUCUUCAUAUCUCCUUAGUCAUGGUGCUUCUGUUGGAGCUGCUGAGAACUAAGAGAAGGAAGAGGUUGUUGUGGUUACCAAAAGGAAUUGGGACCGUAUAUAGUUUGUAGUUUUAACAUAUUAGAUAACAGAAACGUUAAAGAGAGCACUUCCAGACUGAAGCUGAGAAAAGCUGCAAAGUUCUAUCAUGAAUUAUGGUAAUGUAGUAUAAGUAAGAGGCUUGUAAGCUUUCUGUAGUAGGAGAGAAUAUACUGUAGUUUUAGCUUCCGCAGGCAUAUCAUGCUGGUUGCAGGGAAGGGUUAUAUGUCUAUACUACCAACUAAUGUUACAGUAGUAGUGUAUGUUUUACAAUAAGAGGUGUUCUUUAUUUAUACUAGUGUUUAUGUUCCAA